GUUCUCCAGCAAGCAAUACCGUACUAUUUCAAAACCGGGUUCUCUGAGAAAGGUAAUAUCGCGUCGCCAAAUCCAUUGUUGCGUGUUGCUUUGUAAAAUCUCGAUCUUACCUGUGAAUGUCUCACUGGACAGAUUUCAAACAACUGCGAUUAAACACAGUUUACAUACCCGCUUUCUUUUACUAAGCCGUAGGCUACGAAGGCAGAAUUGUCCGUUCGACGGAUUUACUCCAGCUUCGUCUUCUUCUCUUGCUCUCUGAGUAGGCUCGAGAUUCGAAAUGGUAAAAAUCAGAUGGCCUCCUGUCCUGGGACUAGUUAUACUUCUCUCGAUGGCUAGAUACUAACCACUGCUUCGCUGUCACACCAACUGCCACCGAUAUACAGUAUUGGUAAUCUCAUUUCCCGCAUGAAUAUGAAAUUUCGGCCAGCAGACCGCAGCAGAAAUCGGCACCUUCCUGAGUCAUCUUCAUCCAAUAUACCCCAAAUGGCGUCAACUCCCACGAGGACUGUGACCAAGACGCUGACCGAACAAGGGGUCAACAAUAACGACCUCCUGAUUCGGAGCUGCUUGCGACUCACAGCUUCGCUAGAUGUUGAUCAAGCCUCGCGCCCCGACCUAUCCCGUACAUUAGAACAAGGUGGAAAUGCGGACAAGCUUCUGCCCCACCACGUGCCGUUAGACGCCGCCAUUUCGAACUUGCUCGGCGUCAGCACCACGUUCGCGGUUAGUCUAGCAAGCCCCAAAGCCAUUGGACAACACCAUCAAUUGGGCGAGGCUUUUGCGGAAGUUUCUAGAGCAUUCGCCAGAUGCCAGGCAUCAGGAACUAGACACCAACCCCCAGCGCAUCGACUGUCAGCGCGGGGCGCUCAGGCAACGACGAUAGGACGAGCUAGUCCGGAGGUAUAACGUUAUUGUUAUACUACCUCCCUGUGGAUGUUGUAGGUGAGCCCAUUCGGCAUCGCUCCAUCUUCAUGUGCUAUGCGGCUAGCAGGGGCCCGGUUGCUGUGAUAAACUUGGGCGCCCAAGAUACUAGUCAUCUGCCUUAUGGGCUCUAGUGUCCCCGGCGGUUCUGAUAAUCAAUUGCAAAAAGGUUUGUCAUGCCACUUACGAAGUAGUCUAUUGCAUGAAUUCCCUGAAGCAGAUCGACUCAUGGGCGGGCGUUUGCUGAAGGAU
This is a messenger RNA of Trichoderma harzianum CBS 226.95, 1173 nucleotides long. RefSeq lists its product as hypothetical. The record is from RefSeq and is a predicted model, not a curated record. Lineage: Eukaryota; Fungi; Ascomycota; Sordariomycetes; Hypocreales; Hypocreaceae. The coding region runs from base 406 to 906 and encodes 166 amino acids. The transcript has a single exon.